Messenger RNA from Darwinula stevensoni, 2025 nucleotides. NCBI's taxonomy places the organism in Eukaryota, Metazoa, Arthropoda, Ostracoda, Podocopida, Darwinulidae. The record is from the annotation of a GenBank genome assembly.
CACGAUGGCGAUGCAGUGAAGUGGCCGGGUCCUGGUUGCAGCGGGAGCGGCAGGUGACUCUUUUGUUAUUCACAUGACCUGGGUUGAUCUCGUCGAAAAGUCACUCCUUUCGCUUUGAAACUGUUUCUACUACGUUGUACCUGUCAAAAAGGAGUCAGGCCAUGGCAAGCAGCGAGAGUAAGUUAUCACCUCCGGUUGGAGAAGAAACCUUUCCUUCCGAUCACGAGCCCGCUACAAAGAAACCGAAGCUCGACGGAUCGAACAUUACGCGCAUCGAUCACACGUUACCUUCAAAAACUGAGGAAAAAGAAAAUUGCCGAGAAAAUCUGGACGAGGAAACGCACCGAGGACAGCAUGUAGGGGAAGACUCAGAAGUUGCUACGAAAACAAAUCAAAGUAGGCCAAUUGCGAGUGACACCCAACGACCAAGGGAAGAAGAGAGUGUCCAACUCCUGGAGUCAUCAUCUCAAGAAGGAGCUCUUGAAGAACAGAAAUCUAAAUGUCCAGCAGGAGUGGUUUUGCUGGCAGGAGAAUACAACUGGGACAUCUGUGGUCGACAGAAAAGUUCAAAGGAUUCCAAAAAAAAUUUGCUGAAGGAGCCAUUAUGGGUUUUUCAUAGAGUGAAAGAUCUGGAGGGUAUACGUGUUCAGAAAGUGGUAUCUCAUUGCACAGCUGCUCACAACAUCUUGAUCACUGAUCAAGGACAAGCCUUAGCAUGGGGUCGAAAUGACAAAGGACAACUGGGAGUAGGAGACACUGUGAAAAAGGACCAUCCACAACCCAUUUUGGAUCUAAAAAAUUUCACUGUUAUUGAUGCAGCAUGUGGAAAAAGUCAUACACUAGUGCUCACUGAAUCUGGUGAUGUCUUUGGCUUUGGAGAAAAUAAGCUUGGUCAAUUAGGCCUGGGCAAUGAAAAUCCAGUUGUUCAGACACCCACAAAAAUUCAGUUUGAUGAUGGGCCUGUGAAGAAAGUAGCAUGUGGGGGUCAGUUCAGCCUAAUGGUCAAUUCUAAAGGUGCUCUUUACUCAUUUGGGUGUCCUGAAUAUGGCCAGCUAGGAAACAACACAGAUGGGAAGUACUUUGUCUCAGCUAAUCGAAUGGCUUUUCAUUGUGAGCUGAGGCCAAUACAAGUGAAGAUCUUCAUUGACAAGAUGCAGAAUGGAAUCAUCAUUCCUGUAAAAGGAGUUCGAAUUGCUGACAUCGCAUGUGGGACCAGUCAUUCGGUGGCAGUGGACACUGAAAAGCGGGUAUUUACAUGGGGAUUUGGUGGCUAUGGUAGAUUGGGUCACAAUGAAACCAAAGAUGAACAUGUGCCACGUCUGGUCAAGGGCUUUGUGGGUCUUCACAAGGGUGUGAAAAAAGUAUUUGCUGGUAGCAUUUUUUCCCUUGCCAUCGGAGAGAGUGGUGGUCUGUUCCUUUGGGGCCAGACAAGGAGAGCUGGAGAGGCCAACAUGUAUCCUAAGCCAAUACAAGACCUCUAUGGUUGGAACAUUUUGGAUGUGGGCUGUGGAUACUCAAGCAUUGUCGUUGCAGCUGAUGAGUCUGUCAUCUCCUGGGGACCUACACCUGCUUAUGGAGAACUAGGCCAUGGUGAGCGACAAAAAUCAUCAUCUGUUCCCAAGGAAGUGGGCUAUAUGGAUGGACUUAAUGUCCAUUCCGUCACAUGUGGGAUCUGCCAUACCCUUCUCAUUGCCAGGGAUGAAACUGAGGAGGAUCACAAAAAACUUGAAGCCCUCCCUGUUUUCAAACCCUAAUGCCUCAGACUUUUUGAUCUGUUCUCAGGUGAUUUUUCUUUUUGAAGCUUUUUUUUCUUGGUUUUUGUCUUGUAUUUAAAUUUGAAUAUCCAGCAUUCAGGGGUACUGAAGUCAUGAGAGAUUGUGAUUUUUCAUUUGAUGGCUCCCUUGUUCCACCUUUGGAAUUGGCACUACUCCUGUGAAGAUCACAUGGUGGUGGGAUUGGCAUAUCCUAGCUGUCUAAUUUUGCUCUCAUGUCCUUAAGUAACAAAGUACAAAGUAGGGGAGGAGU